GGGAACCGCAAAUUAUAUCGUUUCAAAAGCCAACCAGGUCUUUUUGGCCAGUGAUGCUGAGGUGUCCUCCUUUGUUGAUUACAUCCAUGGAACAACUGGACAUAAUCCAGGGAAAGGGAGAUGUGGUGCGGGUCAGUGGACAGCAGCACGAGAGUCUGCCAGCAAGUCUGCAAGCAAACUAGACGAGGAAGGUGUUGAAGUUGCUGUCUGCCGUCAUGGGGUCUUGCUGAAGGGACUGAAUAUGUUCCGUGGAGAAAUAUUUGCAUACCCAUUAUAUCUCCAGAAACAGCUAGCUUCACAGACCGUCCAGUUUUUUUGCUCUGAUGUGGUCUGCAAAUAUUGGCCAUAUCUGCAGAGAGUUGUGGACCACUGUCCAGAGUUGGAGGACUUGCUGAACAUGCGCCCAUUUCUCUCCAUCAUGCAUGCAAAAGCGCAUUCUUGGAUGUGUGAGUUAAAAUGGGGGGGACGCAAUCAAGAAGGAGCUGGAACAACAAUCGGGGAGGAGGUUGAACAGGUUAACAGCUUCCUCUCCCGAGCAGCCAUCUGUUCCAAGUACAUGUCAAAAGCCGUUCGCACAGACAUGCUGACAAUCCAGGCAAGUGGCUGGAACAAGCGAAAGGCGGAAAACCUUGACCGGACACUGGCCAUAAGAUACAUCAAGACUGUACAAAGGAUUACAGAGGCAACAAAGGACCUGGAGAAACUCACCGCAGAGUUGUCUAUACAGCAAGACAUAGUCCAGCAGUGGGUGUCUGAUGUUCAGCAGUGGACCUCAGGAGCAACAACCCAAAAUGACCUGCAGAGGACCAUCGAGGGGUUAUAUUUGGGCAUCAAACAGCGAAAAUUUCAGCUGUAUCGUCAGUCUGGUGGGAAUAAACGAAGGCAUCAACUGAGAAAAAAGAUUGCUCUUGAGAAAAAAGCCUUGGAAGUUGCCAUCAAUGACCAUAAUACUACUGUGGGGGAAGUUGGAAAACUCCCUCCUCCCAAUGAACUCCUGGCUGUGGACAACUACUCCUGGCCAUGGGAAUGUCAUGGUGAUAUGGAGCGAAAAAAAAAUGUUUUUGAUAAGGUAAUGCUGCUGGCUAGACUGAAAGAAGAAGAAGUCAUUGUGGUUCGUGAAGUCAAACAGCACAUGGAGUACAUGAGGAGUGUUGCUGGACUGAUUAAAGAGCUUACCUUUCAGCUCACUGAAGACACCAAUGGCAAAUGCAGUACAGAGGGAUUGAUGGAGAAAGGACAUGAGGGACUACUCUGAUUGUGUGAAGUUGAAGCACAGCUGGCCACAGCACGCACAACAUACAAUAGUAUUCUUGGACUGCAAACAUUGUCCUUAGAUGACUUCUCUGAAGAGGAAGACUUGGAGAAUACUUCUUCUACUGAUGAGGAACUGGGAGACUAGUUAUUAGGGACAUGAUGUGUAUCGAACUAAAACAGUGCUGUAAAUAACUUGUUUGUAAAACCUGAGGCAAUUUUACUGCUGUUUACUGCAAAUUCCUCUGAAACUGUAAACAACCAUUAUGUUAGUAUUGUGCAUCCUACAUAGCUUCACUGUAUGUAUUGUUACUCUCUCCAACAGUGUGCUAUUUGUGCUUAUUUUUCCACAUGUUAGUAUAUUAAUUCUCUCUCUCUCUCUCACUC
Solea senegalensis (Senegalese sole) is the source of this 1638-nucleotide messenger RNA. RefSeq lists its product as uncharacterized. The transcript is spliced from 10 exons. The record is from RefSeq and is a predicted model, not a curated record. Bases 242 to 1255 code for a protein of 337 amino acids. Lineage: Eukaryota; Metazoa; Chordata; Actinopteri; Pleuronectiformes; Soleidae.